Hyphopichia burtonii NRRL Y-1933 is the source of this 2038-nucleotide messenger RNA. RefSeq names its product sugar porter family MFS transporter. Gene Ontology annotation, biological process: transmembrane transport; carbohydrate transport. Gene Ontology annotation, cellular component: plasma membrane. Gene Ontology annotation, molecular function: carbohydrate:proton symporter activity. The coding region runs from base 30 to 1691 and encodes 553 amino acids. The transcript has a single exon. The record is from RefSeq and is a predicted model, not a curated record. Lineage: Eukaryota; Fungi; Ascomycota; Pichiomycetes; Serinales; Debaryomycetaceae.
AUUAUUACAUUACUUACUUAACUUACAAUAUGUCUGACGAAUUACAUUCUGGUGCUCAAACACCAGUCAAUGACUCUUCAAUUCUUUCAAAAGAAGACGUUGAACAAUCCAAGAUCCCUGAUGAACAACAAAUCAGAGAUGAAUUACCGGUUUUACCAGAGAAGAAAGCCAGUGAUUAUGUACUUGUUUCCAUGUUUUGUUUCUUAGUUGCCUUUGGUGGUUUCGUUUUUGGUUUCGAUACCGGUACUAUUUCUGGGUUUGUUAAUAUGGGAGAUUUUGUUAAAAGAUUUGGUACUCAUCAUGCUGAUGGUACUCAUAGUUUAUCAACCAUUAGAACCGGGUUAAUUGUUUCUAUUUUCAAUGUUGGUUGUGCCGUUGGUGGUAUUUUCUUAUCAAAAGUUGCUGAUGUUUAUGGUAGAAGAAUUGGUCUUAUGUUUUCCAUGAUUGUUUAUAUUGUUGGUAUUAUUAUUCAAAUUUCAAGUCAACAUGCUUGGUACCAAUAUUUUAUUGGUAGAUUAAUUACUGGUUUAGCUGUUGGUAUUGUUUCAGUUUUAUCUCCUUUAUUCAUUAGUGAAUCUGCUCCUAAAAAAAUUAGAGGUACUUUAGUUUGUUGUUUCCAAUUAUGUAUUACUUUGGGUAUCUUUUUAGGUUACUGUACUACUUAUGGUACUAAAACUUACGAUGACUCCAGACAAUGGAGAAUCCCAUUAGGUUUAUGUUUUGCUUGGGCCAUUAUGAUGGUUGUUGGUAUGAUUUCAAUGCCAGAAUCUCCUCGUUAUCUUGUUGAAAAAAAUAGAAUUGAAGAUGCUAAAAAAUCAAUUGGUACUUCAAAUAAAGUUAGUGUUGAAGAUCCUGCAGUUUAUACCGAAAUUCAAUUAAUUCAAGCUGGUAUCGAAAGAGAAAGAUUGGCUGGUAGUGCUUCUUGGACCGAAUUAGUCACUGGUAAACCAAAAAUUUUAAGAAGAGUUGUUAUGGGUAUGUUUUUACAAUCUUUACAACAAUUAACCGGUGAUAAUUAUUUCUUUUACUAUGGUACUACUAUUUUUAAAGCUGUUGGUUUGAAAGAUUCUUUCCAAACUUCAAUCAUUUUAGGUAUUGUUAAUUUUGCAUCUACUUUCGUUGGUAUUUGGGCUAUUGAAAGAUUUGGUAGAAGAUUAUGUUUAUUAACUGGUUCUUCUUGUAUGUUUAUUUGUUUCAUCAUUUAUUCUGUCUUGGGUUCCGUCCAUUUAUAUAAAGAUGGUUAUGAUGGUCCAACUUAUGUUCCAACUGGUAACGCUAUGAUUUUCAUUACUUGUCUUUACAUUUUCUUCUUUGCCUCAACUUGGGCUGGUGGUGUUUAUACCAUUGUUUCUGAAUCUUACCCAUUAAGAAUUAGAUCAAAAGCUAUGGCUGUUGGUUCUGCUUGUAACUGGAUGUGGGGUUUCCUUAUUUCUUUCUUUACUCCUUUAAUCACCGCUAGAAUUCAUUUCUACUACGGGUUUGUCUUUGCUGGUUGUUUACUUUUCUCCCUUUUCUACGUUUUCUUCUACGUUAAUGAAACUAAAGGCUUGACUUUGGAAGAAGUUGAUGAAUUAUAUGCUCAAGGUGUUCUUCCUUGGAAAUCAUCUUCUUGGGUUCCUCCAUCAACCGAACAAAUGGCUACCACCACUGGUUACGCUGCUGAAAGCAAACCAGAAAACGAACAUGUUUAAUUUUAAAAUUUUCUUUAAUCUUUUAUUUUAAUAACUUUUAAUAAGUUUAUGACUUUUAAUCUCUUGCAUUUAGCAUACUGACGAUUUAUAUUAAUGUACAUAUAUGUUUACUAUUAUCUAUUGUAAUUUAUUACUUGUAAUUGACAAAUCCUACAGUAAAUCAAACAAUUACCGUAAAUCAAAGAAUUACCGUAAAUCAAAGUAUUAAUUACCGUGCUCAGGGCAUACUGAAUGGCAGUAUAGUGCUAAAGUGACUGUGCUUAAGUGAUAACUACUAAGAGGACAAACCUAAACCAGAAUACCGCAAAGUGACAGCAUAAUAAUUAGUCUAAUUGGUCUACUGCUUA